GUAUACCUGCAGUUGCCGGCACCUGUACCCACAGCCAAUCAGCACCAGCCCUGCUGGGAACUUACCUGUCAGCAAAAUCCUGACACCUAAACCUCAACAUAAAUCAAACACUUCCCUGGGCAGGGAAUGUCUGUGUCAGGCAAGAACUAGAGACGAGUGGUCAGCAGAGCCUCAGUGCAGAUCGUCAGAGCCUGGGAGCAGGAAGAUGUCGAAUGAACUUGAUUUCAGGUCUGUGCGGCUGCUGAAGAACGAUCCAGUCAACUUCCAGAAAUUCCCCUACGCUAAUGAGGAUGAGGCCUGGAAGACGUACCUGGAAAACCCCUUAACAGCUGCCACGAAGGCCAUGAUGAGAGUUAACGGGGACGACGACAGCGUGGCGGCCCUGAGCUUCCUCUACGAUUACUACAUGGGCCCCAAGGAAAAGCGGAUACUGUCGUCCAGCACCGGGGGCCGGAAUGACCAAGGAAAGAGGUUUUACCAGGGCAUGGAGUACGAGACGGAUCUUGUGCCCCUUGAAAGCCCCACGCACCUCAUGAAAUUCCUGACUGAGAGCGUGUCUGCAACCCCAGAGUACCCCGAUGUGCUCAAGAAGAACAACCUGAUGAGCCUGGAGGGCACCGUGCCUGCCCCUGGCAAGGCUUCUUCGCUCCCGCCGGGCCCCAGCAAGUUAGAAGCCAGCUCUGUGGACAGCUACCUUUUGCCCACCAGUGACAUGUACGAUAACGGCUCCCUCAACUCCCUGUUUGAGAACAUCCAUGGGGUGCAACCCACACAGCGCUGGCAGCCGGAUAGCACCUUCAAAGAUGACCCCCAGGAGUCUCUGCUCUUCCCAGAUAUCCUGAAAGCAUCCCCAGAACCCCCGUGUCCAGAGGACUAUCCUAGCAUCAAGAGCGACUUUGAAUACACACUGGGCUCUCCCAAAGCCAUCCACAUCAAGUCAGGCGAGUCGCCCAUGGCCUACCUCAACAAGGGCCAGUUCUACCCCGUCACCCUGCGGACCCCAGCGGGGGCCAAAGGCCUCACCCUGUCCUCCAACAAAGUCAAGAGCGUGGUGAUGGUCGUCUUCGACAACGAGAAGGGCCCGGUGGAGCAGCUGCGGUUCUGGAAGCACUGGCACUCCCGGCAGCCCACUGCCAAGCAGCGGGUCAUCGAUGUGGCUGACUGCAAAGAGAACUUCAACACGGUGCAGCACAUCGAGGAGGUGGCCUACAACGCGCUGUCCUUCGUGUGGAACGUCAGUGAGGAGGCCAAGGUGUUCAUUGGUGUCAACUGCCUGAGCACAGACUUCUCCUCGCAGAAGGGGGUGAAGGGCGUCCCCCUGAACCUGCAGAUCGACACCUAUGACUGUGGCUCAGGCACUGAGCUCCUGGUGCACCGUGCCGUCUGUCAGAUCAAGAUCUUCUGUGACAAGGGAGCUGAGAGGAAGAUGCGAGAUGACGAGCGGAAGCAGUUCCGGCGGAAGGUCAAGUGCCCGGACUCCGGCAACAGCGGCCUCAAGGGCUGCCUGCUGUCGGGCUUCCGGGGCAACGAGACCACCUACCUGCGGCCGGAGGCUGACCUGGAGACCCCGCCUGUGCUUUUCAUCCCCAAUGUGCACUUCUCCAGCCUGCAGCGCCCUGGAGGGGUGGUGGGCUCGGCAGGACACAGCAGCUCCAACAGGCUUCCCCUGAAACGCACCCGCUCGCCCUUCGCUGAGGAGUUUGAGCCACUGCCUUCCAAGCAGGCCAAGGAAGACGACCUGCAGAGAGUUCUGUUGUACGUGCGGAGGGAGAGCGAGGAGGUGUUUGAUGCCCUCAUGCUGAAGACCCCGGACCUGAAGGGGCUGAGGAAUGCGAUCUCUGAGAAGUAUGGGCUCCCUGAAGAGAACAUCUGCAAAGUCUACAAGAAGUGUAAGCGGGGAAUCUUGGUCAACAUGGACAACAACAUCAUCCAGCAUUACAGCAACCACGUCGCCUUCCUGCUGGACAUGGGGGAGCUGGACGGCAAGAUUCAGAUCAUCCUGAAGGAGCUGUGAGGCCUGCACUCCAAACUCAGACCCUGCGGGUAGGCUCAGGCCGGGAGCCAGCGGGAAGUGGCCCCAAGCCGCACACAACCUGUCCAUGAGCCUCCGUGCUGUUACUUGAAUGCCUUCCUCCAGGGGAGUCACAGAUGUCAGGGCCAGGAAGGGGCCGUGGCGGCCUCCUGGUCUGAGCCCCAUCCAUGCUUGAAUCUAAUCCCGGAGCUUCCGGCCAGCACCGGCCUAUGGAACACAGCACCUUUUGGGUGGGCCGGUGCCCACUGCCAGGUGAGCUCCUCCUCACACCGCCUGCAGGCUGCCCUCACGGAGGGGAAGCCACCUUCGGUCCCGCACGGCCACCUUUCUGGAUCCCUCCACACCCUUCAGACCAAGGAUUUCUCACUCCUUGGUCAGUGAACUUUUGAUUCUCAGUGCAAAGGACUUUUGAAAAAGACACUGUCGUGGAAACAAUAUCUUGUUCAUUGACUUCUUCAAUGAGAUGUAAAUACUGGAGCUGACCGGAACAAAGUGACCUCUCUGUAAACUACCACCUUGCCACCCACUGUUGUACACAUUUCUUAUUUACAAUUUCCCAUUUAUAAUUCUUAUUUACAGUUUUAUGUUAUAUAUAUAUAAGUAUAUAUUGUAUAUAUAUGCAACAUUUUAUAUUU
This is a messenger RNA of Chinchilla lanigera (long-tailed chinchilla), 2667 nucleotides long. It is a transcript of the gene Grhl3, whose product is annotated as grainyhead-like transcription factor 3. Gene Ontology annotation, molecular function: DNA-binding transcription activator activity, RNA polymerase II-specific; RNA polymerase II cis-regulatory region sequence-specific DNA binding. Gene Ontology annotation, biological process: regulation of transcription by RNA polymerase II. The transcript has 16 exons. The coding region runs from base 206 to 2014 and encodes 602 amino acids. The record is from RefSeq and is a predicted model, not a curated record. NCBI's taxonomy places the organism in Eukaryota, Metazoa, Chordata, Mammalia, Rodentia, Chinchillidae. Gene Ontology annotation, cellular component: nucleus.